Molecule: messenger RNA, 561 nt
Organism: Laccaria bicolor S238N-H82
Lineage: Eukaryota; Fungi; Basidiomycota; Agaricomycetes; Agaricales; Hydnangiaceae
Exons: 4
Coding region: 1-561 (186 amino acids)
Source: RefSeq, a predicted model, not a curated record
AUGGCGAACGAAAAGAAGGUGGUUGAAGAAGAAGAGGACACCCCCAAGCUCUUCGUCUGGUCUAUACGAAGUAUCAGCUACAUCAUCGGAUGGGUACUUAUCUUUAGUCUCACCUGCGCUGAGCUUGGACUUGUCUCGCAACAGAUCCACAAGUUUGGCAGGGAAACAUCGCACUAUGCCUCGUUGAUGUGGAAAAACGACCUCGGUCUCUUGUUGGCAGCUGUCAUCGUCUCCCUUUUGGUCACAAUUUUCCAUUAUCAACUUGGCCUCGGAGCGAUCAUCUUUUUUUCCUUGGUGCUCUCCGUAUUUUUCGCCACUGGAGCUGGUAUUAUCCGCGGAGCAACCCCCUUCCGCGGGACCUCGUGCGGGAACGCUGUCGACCUUUACCCAGUAAUUUGGCAGCCUUUCGUGGGCGAAUGCCGAAGGAUCGUCAGUAUCCAAGCCAUCGCAUGGACAUUAUGGGCACUGUACAUGUUCAUGCUAUUCGGUAGCCUCGCCUAUAAGUUCGGUCUUCGAGUCAAGCCCACUCCAGGUGGAUUUUACGGACCCUCUGCAGUUUAG